CAUGGAAACCGCCAGUCUAUGUAAAGACUCCGGUAGAUAACCCAUCAAACUGUCCAAAACACACAAUUAUCAAACUUUUGCUUCUAAGGGAAGGAACAAAUGUCAAACUGCUAUGGCUACUGGGGACCUUAUAACCAUCCCGGCUAUGGUUAUUGGGGACCUAACAACUAUUAUGGAGGUUGGUGGAACAAUGCCAAUAACAAUCCUAUUCCUAUCAUGAGCACAGGCCCUGGUGCAGGGGCACAGAACGUGGGCGGUUUUUCAGGAUCCACCAACUACGGCACUGCUCCUGGAAGUGUCAACUUGGGCUUGGCUGGUGUUGGUUGUAGUGGUGGAUCUAUCACCAACAAAGGCCCUGGUGCUGGAGCGUAUAAUACUGGUGCCUUUUCUGGAAGUAUCAACAAUCCCAGUGGACCUAUCAAUUUCUAGUGGAAACAUUCAAAGCUAUGAAGGUAUACUUCUGUGCCUCAUUAUAGCAGCAGCAGGAGCUACAUAAUUCCCGAUAUUAUGUAUCAAUAAAUUAUGCUGCUAUAUAUGUUAUUACCUCUGAAACUUAUGUUGUAAUGAAAUGAAGUACUACUG
This is a messenger RNA of Rubroshorea leprosula, 582 nucleotides long. The record is from the annotation of a GenBank genome assembly. NCBI's taxonomy places the organism in Eukaryota, Viridiplantae, Streptophyta, Magnoliopsida, Malvales, Dipterocarpaceae.